CUGAAUCGGGGGGUGGAACCAUAGGAUGGAGUUACGCCUUGACAUGGUGUAUAAAUACUUCAACAAGCCUGAUGCACAGAGACAUCGCUCUGAGACAGUCUCCAGGGGACAAUGGCUCUCUGCAAAGAUACCGGUGGAAAGUAUGAUAAAGCAGGUGUUCUUAAGGUUAGAGACCACUCUAAAUGCCCCCAGACAAGGAUUGUUCUGGUGGGUAAAACAGGAGUGGGGAAAAGUGCUGUUGGCAACACCAUCCUGGAUAGGCAAGACUUCACAUCUAUACUCAGCAACGCAUCAGUCACCACCCAGUGCCAGAAGGUGUAUGGACUGGUCAAUGACAGACAUGUCGCAGUGGUCGACACCCCAGGCCUGUUUGACACCGAAAAGCCCAAUGAGGAAAUCCAGAAAGAGAUAGUGAAGUGCAUUCAGGUCUCCUGUCCAGGUCCCCACGCCUUCCUCCUGGUGAUGCAGCUCAACAGAUUCACUGAUGAGGAGAGGAAGUGUGUUGAAGCCCUUCAGGAGAUCUUUGGAGAAGAGUCCAGAAAAUACAUGAUCAUCCUGUUCACCCGUGGAGACGACCUUCAAGGUCAGUCCAUUCAUGACUUUGUCCAGAGGGCCCAUCCUGCUCUGAAAGAGGUGAUCAACAAGUGUGGAGGCAGAUACCACGUCUUCAACAACAGAGCCAUGUUCAAUAGAGCCCAAGUGGUAGCACUGUUGGACAUGAUUGAGAAGAUGAUGGCACUGAAUGGAGGCAGCUUCUACACCCAGGAGAUGUAUGAGGAAGCUGAGGCUAAAAUCAGGGAGAAGGAGGAGGAGAUGAAGAGGGAGAUCAGAGCAAAACAAAAAUGUCACAGAGAAGCCAUGGAGAAGGAGAGGAUGGAGAAAGUCAGGGAGCUAGAGGGGAAGCUGAGAGCUUCUGUUGAAGCUGAGAUUGAGAAGCGAGUGGAUGCCAUGAGGGAACAAUAUGAGAAGGAGCUGAGGGAGACCCGGGACAAAGCAGCAAUGGCCGAACUAAACCUGACCUUUGGAGAGAAACUGAAACAAAAAGUCAUAAAGGCCUUCAAGAUUGCCAGGCACUGAAGUGUUUCUCUGCAGAGUGAAUGGCUUAACUGCAAUAAUGUUCAUAAU
Messenger RNA from Scleropages formosus (Asian bonytongue), 1125 nucleotides. RefSeq names its product GTPase IMAP family member 4-like. Gene Ontology annotation, molecular function: GTP binding. The transcript has 2 exons. The record is from RefSeq and is a predicted model, not a curated record. The coding region runs from base 112 to 1077 and encodes 321 amino acids. Lineage: Eukaryota; Metazoa; Chordata; Actinopteri; Osteoglossiformes; Osteoglossidae.